UUUGUUAUCUAGGAGAAAGUUUCAAUCACCUCAUUAACAUGCCUUCAGAACCAUCAGCAAAGUCAGGCCAAUCACCCUCCAAUGAAGGAGAGAAGCACAAGCAUUUGGACAGAGAAAUAAGGGAGAUGGUAUCUGCCAUCACUCACCGAGUCACUGAUUUUCAUAAAUCAGAUUCCACCCACCAUUUGGAGAAUGAUGAUGAACGUGAUGUGAGGAUCAUCACCCUUGCAGGAACCAACGAUGGAGCCACUCUUAAAAGUGAUUUGGAUGAAAAAUCAGGCAAAACUCCUCAUGGUGAACCUGAAGCAUUGAGCACUUUUGUUAACAGCAACUUCCAAGCCAUCAACAACUCCAUCAUGUUUGGUGGUAGUUACCAAGCCAACGAUCCUGGUGUGCAUUUGGAUAUUUCAGAUUUCACUGAUCCUCCUCAUAGUCAUCACCACCACAAGGUUGACAAGCAAGGGAAGAAGGGAAAAAAGAAAGAGAAAGAAGGUUCCAAAAGUGAACAUUAACUUGGCCAUUUUGAUUGAGCUAGCUCUAUAUAGAUAUGUGCUGAGCAAAGGGAUAUCCAAUUGAGUGCCAAAGAAU
This is a messenger RNA of Abrus precatorius (Indian licorice), 588 nucleotides long. RefSeq lists its product as uncharacterized. The transcript has a single exon. Lineage: Eukaryota; Viridiplantae; Streptophyta; Magnoliopsida; Fabales; Fabaceae. The coding region runs from base 39 to 512 and encodes 157 amino acids. The record is from RefSeq and is a predicted model, not a curated record.